AUGGCGCCAAUCGCAACUGAAGACCCUGUCUCCCACGUGUCCCCUAGCCAAGUCCUGGUCAAACCAUGGAACCGACCAGCCGAGACAAAGGAGAACCUUGAAUGGGCUCCAUUGACCAAGAUUGAUCUUUCUCGCUUCGAUGAGCCAGGCGGCAAGCAGGAACUUGCCAAGCAGCUCUAUGACGCUGUCACCAGAGUCGGUUUCUGGACCGUCGUAAAUUCGGGCAUCGACGACGAGCGUGUUCUCCGCCAGUUCAGCAUUGGCAACACCUUCUUCAAGCAGCCCCUCGAAGAGAAGCGUCGCUACCCUUGCAACUUUGCUGAGGGUGAGUACUUCGGGUACCGUGAGAACUCGCGAUGGGUCGGCGACACCGGCGUCAAGGAAAACAUUGAAAUGCUCAAUAUCCCCAAGGCUAUCCCGUCUUUGGCUCAUGUCGGCAAGCACGACAUCGUCAAGGAGCACUAUGACGAGAUCGCCGCCUUUCACCGCGACCUAUGGGAGAAGGUCAUCCGCAAACUGUUCGUCCUGAUCUCCAUCAUCCUGGAACUGCCAGAGGACUUCCUGGCCAACGCCCACGACUACGACCAAGACUCCGACGACCAUCUCAGAUAUAUGAUCUACAACGUCCGCAGCCAGGACGAGUGGGACCGCGCCCAAGCAUACUCCAAGGGCGGGCACACCGACUUCGGCAGCUUGACCCUGCUCUUCUCGCAGCACGUGGCUGGCCUACAAAUCCGCACUCCAGAGGGAGAGUGGAAGUGGGUGAAGCCCGUCGAUGGCGGUAUCACCUGCAACGCCGCUGACACUCUGAGCUUCCUGACAAAUGGAUUCAUCAAGUCGACGGUCCACCGGGUCGUCACCCCACCAAAGGACCAAAUUAACGUUGCUCGUUUGGGCCUGCUGUACUUCAGCCGACCUGGAGCGAUUACGCCCAUGAAGACUGUCCCGUCACCACUUCUGGACCGCCUAGGUCUUCUCACUGAGGAAGACAAGGAUCCUAACAGAGUCGUGCCCACCGGAACGGAAUAUGUUCGAGCCCGUGUCAAGGAUGUUCACCACAAGACUGUGAUUGAUAAACGUGAGGGAACGGCUUUCGAGUUCAAGGGACUCAAAGUGCAGAAUUACUAUGCAUAG
Exophiala viscosa is the source of this 1134-nucleotide messenger RNA. RefSeq names its product gibberellin 2-oxidase. Gene Ontology annotation, molecular function: 2-oxoglutarate-dependent dioxygenase activity. The coding region runs from base 1 to 1134 and encodes 377 amino acids. Lineage: Eukaryota; Fungi; Ascomycota; Eurotiomycetes; Chaetothyriales; Herpotrichiellaceae. The transcript is spliced from 2 exons. The record is from RefSeq and is a predicted model, not a curated record.